GUGUACAUAAGUGUGUGCCCUAAUGAUAUUUUGCAUCUUUAUAGGCUUUUGCUUCUCAGGAGGAAGUAUACUGCUUGGCUCCACCUCCAGCACAACACAUGUGCAAGUGCACUCAACCUUUACAAUCUAACUCAGCUUCACACAGCACAGCACACAUUUACCUGAUUCCCAAAACACUGGGAGCUUUUUAAAGAUCAUUCUUGUUGGUUUCUGGUUGAUCGGGUCAAUCGAGAUCUGAGGAACUACUCCUCUGUGUUCCCACCAUCCCUUGCUCUUCACAAGUCUACCCAACAAAGAAGGGCACAGAGGCAAAUCAGAAGCUGACAUUUUCUAAACCUUUAAACACGCACACACACACACACACACACACACACACACACACACACACACACACACAUACACAGAGAAAGUCCAGCAGAAAAAAGUUACACUUAGAGGGGUUGCUGAGCCAAACCAGCUCUUUGAGAAGUACACACGUGCACAGAUGCUCCCACACACAUACUCUUGUGGGUGCUACUGUAUUAAAUAACUUCAGAUGCUGUUAGAAUCUUCCUGUGUUGCAUAAAUCCAGGAAUGGGCUCUACUACCAUUGCCAAGAUUAUCUGCUGUGAUCAGGCCUGCUGAGGGAAUUUGUUUUAACACAACAGUGUUGAAGUUUUGACUCUUGUACGAAGAAGCCAACCGUGUUCGAUCAUGUCUCCAUUUCUGAGAAUCGGCUUCUCCAGCUUUGAGAUGGACCCAGGACUCGCUUACCAUGAAGAAGUGAUCAACCCUUAUUGUGCGGUGUACAUGAAAGAGGCUGUGGAGACAGAAAAAGGUCAGGUGUAUAAACAGAAGCGGCCCACCAUGUACCCACCAUGGAGCAGCACAUUCGAUGCCCAUGUUCACAAAGGCCGAGUGAUGCACGUUGUGGUAAAAGACAAAACAGCAGAGUUGAAGACAGAGGCCACAGUACAGCUGGACACACUUGCGUCACGAUGCAAAAAAGAGAAUGGGAAGCUUGAGAUCUGGGUGGAACUAAAGCCACAAGGACGUCUGUUAAUGGAGGCACGAUAUUUCUUGGAAAAAAAGGAUGCAGGUCAUGGUGAGGGAGAUGGUGAUGGUGAUGGAGAGCCUGAACGAGAGAGAGAUGGUGCGUUUGCGCUGCAUCAACGUCGUGGUGCAAUCAAACAGGCCAAAGUCCACCUGGUGAAGUGUCAUGAGUUCACAGCCACUUUUUUCCCCCAACCCACCUUCUGUUCAGUCUGCAAGGAGUUUGUCUGGGGUCUGAACAAACAGGGAUAUCAGUGCCGACAAUGCAACGCUGCCAUUCACAAGAAGUGCAUUGACAAAGUGAUUGCCAAAUGUACAGGCUCAGCCAUUAACAGUAAAGAAACUAUGAUCCAUAAGGAGCGCUUUAAGAUCGACAUGCCUCAUCGGUUUAAGGUGUAUAACUACAAAAGCCCAACCUUUUGUGAACAUUGUGGCACACUGCUUUGGGGGUUGGCACGGCAGGGCCUUAAAUGUGAAGAAUGUGGCAUGAAUGUUCAUCAUAAAUGCCAAAAGAAAGUAGCCAACCUCUGUGGUGUGAACCAGAAGCUCAUGGCCGAGGCGCUGGCUAUGAUUGAGAGCACGCAGCAGGCCCGGAGCUCCAGAGAUAGUGAUAUAAUCGGACGUGAGGGGCCAGUAAAUAUAGGACAGUCUGGAAUGAUCAUAGAGACCUCGAGCUGUGCGCCAUCCCUUCCAAUCAAUUCUUUAACACCUAAUGCAGCACCAAUACCACCACCACGCAAAGAGAUGCCGGGUGUUGCCUGGGAUUUACCGCUAGAGGGCGACAGUCACGGCCUCAGAGAAGAGUCAGAGCCACUGUAUGCUGUUCCACACAAAGAGCAUCACAAAUUCUCCCUGGACGAUUUUGCCCUGCACAAGAUGCUGGGAAAGGGCAGCUUUGGCAAGGUGUUUCUUGCUGAGCUGAAAACCACAGGGCAGUUCUUUGCUGUGAAGGCUUUAAAGAAAGACGUGGUUCUAAUGGACGAUGAUGUGGAGUGUACUAUGGUCGAAAGAAGAGUUCUGUCUCUCGCAUGGGAGCAUCCAUUUCUCACACAUCUCUACUGCACUUUUCAGACCAAGGAGAAUCUGUUCUUCGUGAUGGAGUAUCUGAAUGGUGGUGAUCUAAUGUUCCACAUCCAGGCAUGCCACAGAUUUGAUCUCCCGCGUUCCACGUUUUACGCUGCUGAGAUCAUCUGUGGUCUGCAGUUUCUACAUUUAAAAGGCAUUGUGUACAGGGAUCUGAAGCUGGAUAAUAUUCUUCUAGAUAUUGAUGGUCACAUUAAGAUUGCAGACUUUGGGAUGUGUAAAGAGAACAUGCUGGGAGAAGCUCGAACAGCUACCUUCUGUGGAACUCCUGAUUACAUUGCCCCUGAGAUUUUGCUUGGCCAGAAAUAUAGCAACUCAGUGGACUGGUGGUCAUUUGGAGUCCUCUUGUAUGAAAUGCUGAUCGGUCAGUCACCAUUCCAUGGGCACGACGAAGAGGAACUGUUCCAGUCCAUCCGCACAGAUGACCCAUGUUACCCACGCUGGCUGACCAGAGAUGCACGAGACAUUCUCAUUAAGCUUUUUGUGCGAGAGCCAGAGCGGAGAUUGGGUGUGAAGGGAAAUAUUCGGCAACAUCUGUUCUUCAGAGACACCGACUGGAACGCACUGGAAAAGCGACAAGUGGAGCCUCCGUUCAAACCCACUGUGAAAUCACCGAGCGACUGCAGUAAUUUUGAUAAGGAGUUCAUUAACGAGAAGCCUCGGCUGUCCUGUGCUGAUCGGACCCUCAUCAACAGCGUGGACCAGACUAUGUUCAAGAACUUCUCCUUUAUUAACCCAGGAAUGGCUCGCCUUAAGAACAUCUAAAACAUGCGCAAACAAUACAGCAUCUCUACAUACAGGAAAGACAAUCUUGUGUGAUUAAGGAUAUUAUUUAAAGAUUAUCCAAUAGUGGUCUAAUCUCUACUGUACAAGAAGUCAGCUGAUGUAGGUUGCACAAACCAUUCCUCAUGCUUGUAUUAAUAAAAAAGGUUGCAUUUGCAUGCAUGCACAUGUGGAUUUUCGGAUUUUGUGUCAUCUGUAAGGAGUGUGCACUGCUGUUAAAAUCCAGCUGAGUCUGUCUCUCUGUGUGUGAGGUUUGUUUGUAAUAGAAGAGCCAAUGUGAUUAAUUGCCUUGUUAUAUGACAAUUAUUUGUUGUAAAUGUUGUUUUAAUUAAAGUUAACAAAGCUUAUUAAUUACAUUAUGUGACACAACAAGGUGUUCAUUCUUAACAGUCUGCAAAAAAUAUAGUCUACACAUGAAAAUUGAUGAAUGUAAAUGAAUAUACAAACACAUAGAUUUGCUUAUAGGAAUAUUAUACCACGUGUACUGUAUUAUUUUCACUGCCUAAAAUGUUUGCCAGUGUAAGUUCUGUAAAUGGCAAUUAAUAGUAUUUCACUGUUAGAAAUGUCUGUCUUUUGUAAACCUCUCUAGAAAUAAGAAGAAGACUAGGCUCUCUAUUCAAGAAGAUUACAUUUUAUUUAUAUAAUGAUUGUAACAAUAGACAUAGUCACAAGGCAGCUUUACAGAAAUCUGAAUUUAGAUUUAGUUCCCUAACGAGCACAGCAGAGAUUACAUAAGGAAAUAUUGAGAGGAACCAAAUUCAAAUGGGAAACGUCAUCAGCAAAUAUUGUGAUUAUGAGUCAUAAAAGUUCUAUACUAUAAAGUCAAACAGCACUUAGUAUGUUGAAAGAUUGUUUUCAUUAUGAGCAUUAGAGGUCCAUUAUGAUCACAACUGAUAUUUUUCGUUACAAGUCUACAAUAUCCAAAUGAUGGUGUCAAUAAAAGAACAAGUGUAUAAA
This is a messenger RNA of Silurus meridionalis, 3855 nucleotides long. RefSeq names its product protein kinase C, theta (gene prkcq). Gene Ontology annotation, biological process: protein phosphorylation. The record is from RefSeq and is a predicted model, not a curated record. Gene Ontology annotation, molecular function: ATP binding; diacylglycerol-dependent serine/threonine kinase activity. Lineage: Eukaryota; Metazoa; Chordata; Actinopteri; Siluriformes; Siluridae. The transcript is spliced from 18 exons. The coding region runs from base 694 to 2880 and encodes 728 amino acids.